This is a messenger RNA of Thalassophryne amazonica, 1434 nucleotides long. RefSeq names its product tumor protein p63 regulated 1 (gene tprg1). Bases 424 to 984 code for a protein of 186 amino acids. NCBI's taxonomy places the organism in Eukaryota, Metazoa, Chordata, Actinopteri, Batrachoidiformes, Batrachoididae. The transcript has 6 exons. The record is from RefSeq and is a predicted model, not a curated record. Gene Ontology annotation, cellular component: cytoplasm.
ACGCUUUUGUUGUGAUUCUUCCACAUCUUAACGUGAGUAAAGGUCCUCCUGAGCGCUACGAGGAGCAUCUUCGGGCUCCGUCCUGACAAAGUUUAAAGACUUUAAAGAGAGGAGAGAGAGGAAGUUUGGCGUUGUCGAGAUAAAUGGCGGCGCCUGAGAAGGGCGAAGUGGUUGUUGCAGAGGAGUACAUCAGCCCUUCAGGUGAUCAAGAGGACCCUCACCAUGCUGCCAUUCCUGCACCCACGGCGGAGCGCCCUGCACCCGCAGAUGAGCAUUCUGCUCCAAUCAUCAUGGCUUUCUCCCAGGACACCCGAAGGCAGUCACCUGUGAAUCAAUUCAGGCUCAAGAAGUUCUUUGUCUUGAGGCCUGGCACUCUGGAUCUGGCCAUCGAAGACAUUAAAGUUCUAGUGGAUAAAGAAAUAGAUGGCAGCAUUCCAUGGUAUCUGGCUGAUGGCAGAGGUGGAUCACUGGAACAAUGAAAAAGAAUGCAUCGUGCUCAUCACAGACAAGUCUCUGCUUAUCUGCAAAUAUGACUUUGUAAUGUUCAACUGUGAGCAGAUCCGGAGAGUCCCACUGAACAUUGUGGACCGAAUCACCCAGGGAACCUUCAGCUUCCCCAAAUACUCUCUGCUGCGGAGAGAAGGAGUGGGGGUGCGAGUGUUCUGGGACAGACUGAGGGAGCCCUCAUUUGUGUCCAGAUGGAACCCCUUCACUACAGACUUCCCCUACAUCACCUUCACUCACCACCCUGUGAGGAACAUCAGUGACAGCUUCAAUGCAAAUUGUGAUGUCAUGAACUUUUUGGAACUGCUCAAGAACGCAUCCCAGAAAGCUCACACAGUGAAACCUGUUCCCGGGAAGGCCAACGGUGUCAUGGUUCUGAAUCAGCCCAUCCUCAUCGAGGCGUAUGUGGGCCUGAUGUCUGCCAUUGGGAACCAGAACAAACUGGGCUACAGCAUGGCGAGAGGCAACAUUGGCUUCUAAAUCCAGCUUACAAAAUUCACAUUCAGUGCAUAGAUAACUGGUUUCUGACUUCACCUCUGAUAUCACUGGAUAAAUACAUUUUAAAGGUUUUGCUUCCUGAAACCACAUUUGAGAUUAUGAAGGAAUAUCAAACUGAAGACCAAAAUAAUUCAAGUAAUUUUCAACUGAAUCAACAAUAUUCUGUUAACUAUAAAUAGAGGCUGUUACCGAAAGAAGGAAUGAAUGAAUGAGAAAGAAAGUGUCAGUAUGCGUCCAAACAGCACCUAUAAAUGUGAUCAGCUUUUAUACCCUGUCUGACAGCAUCUAACGUGGACUAUAGUACAUGCCCAGGCACAUUUGAACUCACUAAAACUGCUUUGUGGCCAGUAUAUUACCUAACUUAGUACAACUGGAAAUUAUAAAAAUAAGUUAUAGCUACAAAACAAUAUCUGAUUUAAAAAAAAAUAAAUA